AUGGCGGCCGUUAAACGACGAAAACUUUAUAGGUUUGGAUACGCCAUCAGACACGACUCUCUGUGCAAUACUGCGCACCAGGACAUGCUAGAGGAAGUUGCUGUCAGGCCGAACUACCACUAUGUCCUGGCGCCAAACGUGAUACGACUUGAAAACCAGGAAACUCUGCUAGUUGGCAUUCUAGGUGGUGGAAGGAAUGAGAUUGUAACAGUAUACUUUGAAUAUCUGAACAAGACAAUCUCCAAAACAUUAACAACCAUUACAGAUGCAGCCCAUCCAGUCGAAGUGACGAUCAAGGUCACUGAAGAUGACCUUUUUAAAGACAUCGACACCAGUCCAAGUUUUAGUGACAAACCGAAAUCUAUAACUAUUGUCUGUGAAGGACCACACGGGAAGCAGGUCCGAGAUAUCGCUCUUAGUUACACACCAGGAUACCUGAUCGUACAGACGGACAAACCUAUGUACCACCCGGAGCAGACAGUAAAUGUUCGAGUUCUUGCAAUGGACGAAUCUAUGAAGCCAAUCAAGGACAAACAGCUGAAAAUUGACCUGAUUAGUCCCACAGGCCAGACUGUAGGGAGGGCUACUUUUGAUCCUGGGAAGAGUAAUAAUGGUUUCUACAGGGGAAAGUUUCAGCUUCCGCCACUUACGGAUUCAGGAACAUGGACUAUCAAAGCUAAACUUGGUGGAAAGUUGGAGACGUAUGCCAUUGCUCCUAUUGAAGUGCGCGAAUUUGUUCUCCCUACCUUCGGGGUAGAGAUUUCAACUCGACGGGAUUACAUAUUGCCAAAUGAGACUAAUAUAGAUGUUACAGUAUCAGCCAAAUACUUCUACGGCAAGGCUGUUGAGGGCAUUGCAGGACUCGACAUUAACGUCCGGAAGGAGGGGGGAGUGUCGGACCCGGAACGCGUUGUAACCAUGGGGAGACAUUCGCUGAAAGAUGGAAAUGCAUUCUUUGUGGUCAAUAUAACGAAGAUAGUGCAAGGUUUAGGAGGACAGUUUCCUGCAGACGCCGUGUUAGAGUUGUCUUCAAGGGUAUAUGAAUCUGCAACAGGCAAGGAGGAGUCGCGAGUUGAUGAUUCCUUGAUGUUUGUCGAGUGUCCUUUCAAGUUUGACUUUUCGCGUUCGAAGACUACUUACCGGAAAGGCAUCGCACACUACAUGCAGAUAAACAUGCUAUAUGCAAACGGUAAACCGGCCCAUCGAGAGGUGUUUCAUCUAACGAUCGACGGAGGCACUCCACAAGAACAUCGGUCGAACUACGAUGGCCAUUAUGUGGCUCGUAUCCCAGCUGCAAACCAGAACUUUAUGAGCAGGAUAAUACAGGUUUACGCCCCUGGGUUUGAAAAAUGUACAACAGGGUUGGUCCUUCAGCCAUAUACGGGAGACAGUCAGAUUGUCGUCGAUAAAGUAGACAUGGAAAGCACCUCGUUCAUUUGGGCCAACACAACCAUCAACAUGAAUCAAGCGGCUCAAUACACAGGCAUACUAAUGCUGAUAACAGCUCGUGGUAGGAUUGUAGAGACACGGUACUUUCCACCUUCCAUAGAUCAAACUUUCCAGUUGGAACAGGAUGUUUUGGACAAGGUGUCACCCGUUGGCCGAGUGUUUGCCUUUUAUGUGCACAACGCACAAUUAGUAGCAGACUCGUCUAUUUUUCAUGUAGAUGCAAAAUGCCGAGAAAAGAUGGAGCUCCAUCUUGAACAUCGCAAUGUGUGGCCAAGUACAACAUCCAAACUAACAGUCACCGGUCCAUCCGGAAUGUGGGUAGGAUUCAACGUCAUCGAUAAAGCAAUGCUGCAGUUGAACAACAAAAACGUUCUUAUGGAAAAUAAGAUUUUCAAUGAAAUGGAAGCUCACGACCUCGGUUGUGGUGCUGGGGGAAGAACGAACAGCGAAGAAAUAUUCAAGAACGCGGGUCUGACAAUUCUAACAAACGCUAAUGUGAACGAUGAACGCAUCCAUAAAGAGACGAUUGAAUGUGUCGCAAUGAACCGAAAACGACGCGAUGUGAAUGGGGAUAAAGAUUUAAAGGAAGGCAGCGGCGAAUCGGUCUUAAGUGGUCAAGAUCAUUAUCAACUUGACGUCGGCAUGUUAAAAAAUAUGGGAAUAACCCAGAGAGUUCGUAAAAACUUCGAAACGUCGUUCUUUUUUGAAGAACACGUGGUUAGUGCUCGGAGCUUUUCAACCGUUAUAAAAUACAGAGAAUCUAUAACAGAAUGGUCGAUUCAAGCCAUAGGUAUAUCUGAAAACACUGGUGCAUGCAUCGCAGUGCCCAAGAAAGUCCAAGCCUUUAGACAUUUUUUUAUUCAAGUCGAACUGCCAAACAAAGUUACACGAAAGGAAAAGUUCAAUGUCAAAGUGACAGUGUUCAAUUAUUUUAUAAUAGAACAAAUUGUUCGAGUCUACCUGAAAAGCGUAAGUGGUUUGUGCUAUGGCACACUACCCGGAGAACAAUCACCACCGCAAUUAAUUACCUUGCCUCCGGACAACGCAAGGACUCUUAAGUUUCCCAUUAUGCCAUUGGAAGCGGGAACUUAUCUAAUAACUGUGUCGGCAGUUGCUACGAACGAACACUACCCUGACGUAGACAUUGUGGAAAAACAACUAGUUGUUGUGAAUGAUGGUAUUCUGGAAAAAAAUAACAUCACUGUAUGUCCUGAUCCGAAUAACCAAAUGGAAAACUGCAUUCAAGGUCCAGAAGUGAGAAGGAAAGAUAUAAACGAAAGCCAAAUAGGAACGUCAGAAUGCUCUCAGAGGUGCACCAACACUAACGGAAGCUAUCAGUGCGGAUGCAGUCAUGGUUAUCUCUUGGAAGCAAACGGAUUGACGUGUACAGAGGCAAUUAUAGGGCGGCCGCUGACCUUUGGUGACAUGACCGAGUUGGAUUUUAGUACUAACCCCGCAUUAUUUAGAGAAGCCCUGGGGUAUGGGGAUGGGGCGGAACAUAUUGGGGAGGGUGGAAUGGGGCGGUCAAUCGCAAAUAGGCCCAUGGACCCACACGAAAGGUGGAUAGAUAUGUCUGUGCUCGAGAAGGAGUCGAGCAAGUUUGAGCGCUACGCAAGGGUGCAAGAUUGGUCUGACGCAGAAUGCGCCGAUUGCCUUGGUUGGUGUUUGACAGGAAAGGCGGUCGAUUUCUAUGCGUUGCUAACCGAAGGGAGAGGGACGGUACCUUACGCAGAGCUAAUGCAGCGACUGCAGGAGCGUUUUGGCGCCAGGGAGCUUACCGCCACCGCGCAGGGCCGUUUCCACGUUGCCCAUCAGGAAGUAGGCGAGUCCCUAGACAAUUGGUCAGAUCGGGCGCUGAAGCUGGCAACAGCGGCGUUUCGUGAUCUGCCCUAUGCAUACGCCGCUGAACAGGCAGUGACGAAGUUUUGUCACGGUUUGAUUGACGAGGAGGCCGGCAAGCAUGUUAGUCUUCAGUUACCAACAUCUAUGGGAGAUGCGAUGAACAUGCUGAAGAUAUAUUGCCAUGUUCAGUCGGCUUGCGCCGCGGCUCCGAGGUAUACCCAGGAGACUGAGCAAGAAGAGUCAAUGUGGGUUCACGAGGUGAAGAAAGCACCCACUGCGGAUGAGGUCAGUGUGUCGGCGGUCGACAAAUUGACCCAGGUGGUCGAGAAGUUGCUUGAUGCUGUGGAGAGAUUGUCAAACUCUUUUGGAAGUUCGGCCGUUGAUCCCUUUGUCCAACAACCGGGGAAGGUCCGGAACCGGUGGUACAACGACCAACGCCAGGUUAUGUAUCCUGCGGGUGCGGGUGGCGGAGGUGCACGUGGGCAUCGGAACCAAAAUUCAAAAGUCCGCCCUGAGGGAUCGUAUCGCGGCAGAUAUGGUUCCAACUGGGGACAUUUUCAUGCCAUGUCCUUGCCCAACCAUAAGGAGAAGGAGCCCGUUGUGGUAGCUGCGACGACUAAGCAGUUGGGCCAACCGGAAGUGGAUCAUGUAAACCAGCUAGGUCCGGUUUCCCAGUUCUGCAUGAAGGUGCAGCAUGCCAAGGACGUGCACGAUGCAGUUCCCUUGGUGCUGCCAACAGUGCCAGAUGUCGUCAGUGAUCCAAGGAUGGUCAUUGGCGAGAGCACUGAAGGAUACCAUGGAGAUCCUGUGUGCGAUGAUGAAUUUCGCGUGCAGCGCGUUGCGGUUCAGUCUGCGGAGGCGGCUAAAAGCAUGGCCACCGACAGGGCCGACCAGGUGAGGGCCAAAAUAGCCCAACGAAAAGCUGCUGAAACUACUCCGGCCACCGGAAGGUCAGUACCUGUCAGACGGGCGACAGAAGUUGCCGCGUGUGACCGCCAUAAGGGCGGCGCAUGCGGAUGCCGAGUUACCCCAGAUGACAGCUGGGAAGACAAGAAAAGGAGCAAGAGUUACCAGACCUUAUUGUGA
Messenger RNA from Dreissena polymorpha, 4377 nucleotides. RefSeq names its product cobra venom factor-like. Gene Ontology annotation, molecular function: endopeptidase inhibitor activity; calcium ion binding. Lineage: Eukaryota; Metazoa; Mollusca; Bivalvia; Myida; Dreissenidae. The record is from RefSeq and is a predicted model, not a curated record. The coding region runs from base 1 to 4377 and encodes 1458 amino acids. The transcript has 28 exons.